Messenger RNA from Brachypodium distachyon (stiff brome), 2514 nucleotides. Its product is annotated as LRR receptor kinase SERK2. Gene Ontology annotation, molecular function: protein binding; ATP binding; protein kinase activity. The record is from RefSeq and is a predicted model, not a curated record. The coding region runs from base 434 to 2242 and encodes 602 amino acids. Lineage: Eukaryota; Viridiplantae; Streptophyta; Magnoliopsida; Poales; Poaceae. Gene Ontology annotation, biological process: protein phosphorylation. The transcript is spliced from 11 exons.
GCAAACAAGAAUCGUUGCAAAACAAAAGCCACGGCCUUGGCUUCGAGCCUUCGAUAGCCCCUACCGUUACCGUAGGCGUAGCAACAACAGGCAGGGGAUCCGUUAUAGCUCGUCGGCCUCAAUUAAAAAGAAGCAGCAGCCACACCCACACGGGAUCCGGUUAACCCCCAUCGUCCAUCGACAAAAACGCUCCAGGUCCAGGGGUUGCUCUGCUUCUCCACUUCAGUUCAUCGUCUUGCCCCCUGCCUCGGCUUCCCUAUUCCCCAAAUUUUCAGCCGACCUCUGCGAUUCCGGCACACGGGCGGCGCCGGCCUCUUUGGCGGCUGGCACCGGCUUCGAUAGACCGUGGUCCUGGACACCCUCGUCGACGCCGGGGAGGGCAGGCGCUGCCGGUCUCAACUCCGGCCGGGCCUCCUCAUUCCACCGAGGCAAGAUGAGGGAGCUCCGGGUCGUUCUCCUGAUUCUAGUGAUAUAUCUGCCUUCCUUCUCCGCUUCUGAUAGCCAAGGGGAUGCGUUGUAUGAUAUAAAGCGAAAACUGAAUGUUACCGGCAGUCAGCUUUCAGAUUGGAACCGGAAUCAAGUUGACCCUUGCACAUGGAAUUGUGUGAUUUGUGACAAUAACAACAAUGUUGUUCAAGUAUCAGUGUCUGGUCAAGGAUACACUGGAGUUUUGUCACCAAGGAUUGGAGAGCUCGUGUAUUUGACUGUUCUGUCAUUGGCUGGAAACAGGAUUACUGGUGGCAUACCACCGCAACUUGGUAAUCUUUCUAGGCUGACAAGCUUAGAUUUAGAAGACAACAUUUUAGUUGGAGAGAUACCAGCUUCUCUCGGUCAGCUUUCUAAGCUCCAGCAGUUGUUCCUAAGCCAGAAUAAUUUUAGUGGGCCAAUUCCUGAUAGCCUAAUGAAAAUCUCAGGCUUGACUGACAUUGGGCUGGCGAACAAUAAUCUUUCUGGUCAGAUACCUGGUCUGCUGUUUCAAGUAGCACGUUACAACUUUUCCGGUAAUCACUUAAACUGUGGAACCAACCUACCCCACCCUUGUGCAACCAACAUACCCGAUCAGAGUGUCUCCCAUGGCUCAAACGUUAAAGUUAUACUUGGUACAGUUGGAGGAAUAAUAGGACUUCUCAUUGUAGUGGCUCUUUUCCUAUUCUGUAAGGCUAAGAACAAAGAAUAUCUACAUGAACUUUUUGUGGAUGUACCAGGAGAGGAUGAUCGACGAAUUACAUUUGGCCAGAUCAAAAGAUUUGCAUGGCGAGAACUACAAAUAGCGACUGAUAAUUUCAAUGAAAGAAAUGUUCUUGGAAAGGGAGCUUUCGGGAAAGUUUAUAAAGGAGUUCUUCCAGAUGGAACAAAAAUUGCUGUAAAGCGGUUGACUGAUUAUGAAAGGCCUGGUGGGAUGGAUGCCUUCUUGCGUGAGGUGGAGCUGAUUAGCGUUGCGGUUCACAGGAAUAUCCUAAGGUUGAUUGGCUUCUGCUCAACACAAGCAGAACGCCUCCUGGUCUAUCCAUUUAUGCAGAAUUUGAGUGUUGCCUACUGUAUACGAGAGUUUAAACCUGGAGAACCCAUCUUAGACUGGUCAGCUAGAAAACGGGUGGCCCUAGGUACAGCACGUGGACUUGAGUAUCUACAUGAACACUGCAACCCCAAGAUCAUACACCGUGACGUCAAAGCUGCGAACGUCUUGCUUGAUGAGUACUUUGAACCUGUUGUUGGUGAUUUUGGCCUAGCGAAGCUAGUAGAUGUGCAGAAGACAUCUGUGACAACCCAAGUCCGUGGAACUAUGGGUCACAUAGCACCUGAGUAUCUGUCCACAGGGAAGUCGUCGGAAAGGACGGAUGUUUUUGGUUAUGGGGUCAUGCUUCUUGAGCUUGUGACUGGACAGCGCGCAAUUGACUUCUCUCGCAUGGAAGAAGAAGAAGAGGUGCUCUUGCUCGGUCAUGUAAAGAAGCUACAGAGAGAAGGGCAGCUACGGUCCAUUGUGGACCACAACCUGGGUCAGGAUUAUGACAAGGAGGAGGUUGAGAUGGUGAUACAGAUAGCAUUGCUCUGCACGCAGGCGUCGCCCGAGGACCGUCCGUCGAUGUCAGAAGUGGUUCGGAUGCUGGAAGGCGAGGGUUUGGCGGAGCGUUGGGAGGAGUGGCAGCAGGCAGAGGUGACAAGGGGGUGGCCCUAUGAUUACGGGUGGAGCGAAGACUCCCAUUACAAGCUGGAAGCAAUACAGCUGUCUGGAGCUAGAUGAUAACUGGCAAUGAUGGACAUGUCAUCACCGUAGAGUUAGAUACUAAAAUGCAAACAACCUUGUGGAUCCAUAAUACGUGGAGAAAUAUUUAACAGAUAGAUCAUAUAUGGAUAUAAUACCUGCAUUUGUAUGGCUGGGCAUUAAAAUUGGACCGUAGAUUUUCUAUGUAAUCACCGUGGAUCCAUAAUAUGUGGAGAAAUAUUUAACAGACAGAUGAUAUAUGGCUACAUAUCCUAAUAUGUGAAUAUAUGUGCACCUCCUGGAAGUUGAAA